This is a messenger RNA of Catharus ustulatus (Swainson's thrush), 5076 nucleotides long. RefSeq names its product solute carrier family 8 member B1 (gene SLC8B1). Bases 431 to 2149 code for a protein of 572 amino acids. Gene Ontology annotation, molecular function: calcium:sodium antiporter activity. Gene Ontology annotation, biological process: calcium export from the mitochondrion; intracellular calcium ion homeostasis. Gene Ontology annotation, cellular component: membrane. The record is from RefSeq and is a predicted model, not a curated record. The transcript is spliced from 15 exons. Lineage: Eukaryota; Metazoa; Chordata; Aves; Passeriformes; Turdidae.
GCCGCGCCGAACGGUGGGGACACGGUGGGGACACGGUGGGGCCGCGGGGUCCCGGCUACCCCAUCCACCUCCGCACCCCCUCCCGGGAUCCCCCACAGCCCCCGGGGCCCCCGUCCCUUCCCGCACGCGGCCUCUCUGUCCCCUCUCUGUCCCUCUCUGUCCCUUCUCUGUCCCUCUCUGCCCUCGGGGGUGCCCCCGGGUCCCCGACCCCAGGCUGAGCCCCGCCAGCGAGAACGGCUCUGCUUUUUUACCCAUUUUAUUAUUACUAUUUUUAUCAUUAAUUAUACAUUCCAAUUUUAUUAUUAAUUUUCACGCCCUCCUCGCCCCGCCCGGGCGGCGCGGGAUGGGGCUCCGGGGGCAGCCCCCGCUCUCCAUGCCCGGGCAGCGCUGCCGCUGGUAGGUGUCCCCAGGGCUGUCCCCUCCGGGGGACAUGGGGCAGGGAGCCGCGGGGCUGCCCGGGGUGCUCAGCCUGGCCGGGACCCCGCUGCUGCUGGACGGGGGGCACACGCUCCCUCCCGGGGAGGAUGCUCUGAGCCACGGACGGGGCCUGGAUUGCUGGGAGGUUCGGAAGCACAACAGCUCCGAGUGGUGCCACUUCAUCCGGAGCAACCCCGACUGCCAGAUGGACGGGGGAUUCCUCAACUACCUCGAUGGGGUCUUCUGUGUCUUCCCGCCCCGGCUGCUGCCCCUGGCUGUCACCCUCUAUGCUCUCUGGCUCCUGUACCUGUUCAUCAUCCUCGGUGUGACAGCAGAGAAGUUCUUCUGCCCCAAUUUAUCAGCUAUCUCCACCAACCUGAAGCUAUCCCACAACGUGGCAGGUGUCACCUUCCUGGCCUUUGGGAACGGGGCACCUGAUGUCUUCAGUGCUGUGGUGGCCUUCUCCGACCCCCGGACAGCGGGGCUGGCCAUCGGGGCCAUCUUUGGUGCCGGUGUGUUUGUGACCACGGUGGUGGCCGGGGGCAUCGCCCUGGUCAAGCCCUUCACGGCCGCCUCCAGGCCCUUCCUCAGGGACGUCAUCUUCUACAUGGUGGCCGUCUUCCUCACCUUCGUGGUCCUCUACUUGGGCAGGAUCAGGCUGGGAGAGGCUCUGGGUUACCUGGGGCUCUACGUGUUCUACGUGCUCACCGUGGUGCUCUGCACCUGGAUCCACCGGCGGCAGCGGGGGGAUGGGCUGGCCCCUCCCGGUCCCUGGGAGCCAGAGAUGCCGACAGAUGUGGAAGAGCCGGAGCCCUCGGGCACAAACAGUGGGGACUAUGGGGAGGAGUACCGGCCCCUGCUGCCCUCCCAGGAGUCCUCCCUGCGCAUCCUCACCGCAGCCCUGAGCCCCCUGGACUACCGCAAGUGGAGGAGGAAGCCCUGGUACUGGCGGCUCUUCAAGGCCUUCAAGGUGCCUGUGGAGCUGGUGCUGCUGCUCACAGUUCCUGUUGUGGAUCCUGACAAGGAUGACCUGAACUGGAGGAGACCACUCAACUGCCUGCACAUCCUCACCAGCCCCCUACUCUGCGUCCUCACCCUGAAGUCAGGCACCUAUGGGCUGUACCAGAUCCAGGGCAUCUUCCCAGUCUGGGGACUGGUCACACUGGUUGCCUCUGCCCUGGCCCUCAUCAUCUUCAUCACCACAAGCAACGAGGAACCACCCAAGUAUCACUGUGUGUUUGCCUUCCUUGGGUUUUUGGCCAGUGCCAUGUGGAUCAACGCCGCGGCCACGGAGCUGGUGAACAUCCUGCGCACCCUGGGCAUCAUCUUCCAGCUCAGCAACACCGUGCUGGGCCUGACACUGCUGGCCUGGGGCAACAGCAUCGGUGACACCUUCUCUGACCUCACCAUGGCGCGCCAGGGCUAUCCCCGCAUGGCCUUCUCCGCCUGCUUCGGCGGCAUCAUCUUCAACAUCCUGGUGGGCGUGGGCCUGGGCUGCCUGCUGCAGAUGACCAGCAGCCAGCCGCUGGUGAAGCUGGAGCCUGACAGCCCGCUGGUGUGGGUGCUGGCCGGGGCGCUGGGGCUGAGCCUGGUGUUCUCCUUCGUGACGGUGCCAGCGCAGUGCUUCCAGCUGGGAAAGGCCUAUGGCGUCUGCCUGCUCACCUACUACCUGCUGUUCCUCAGCGUGGCCCUGCUCACCGAGUUCAGGGUGAUCCAUUUCUCCACCCCCUGAGAGCCCCAGCAGGUCCAGCCCUGGGUCUCGCUCGCCAUCCCCUCCCUGUCCCUGGCAGGGACACAGGGACACCUCGCCCUCACCCUGCUGCCCGAGGGGCCAGCCCAGCCCUCGGCCCCUGCUGCCCUUUGGGGAAGGAGCUGCCAGUGCCCACAUCCUCUCCUCACUCUCUUUAAUCUAACUCAUGGAACCCUCAGCUGUGUCUGGCGGCAGGGGCAGGGCCAGAGGAUGGGGAAGCUCCAGCUCAGGGGCACAGCAGGAGAGGUUUUGCCUCCUCAGCUCCAUGUGGGGACAGAGCUGGGGCAGUUGUGCUGCACAGGGUGACUCUGCCAAGGCCCAAGCACACGUCUGUCCUUGGGAAGGACUGUCCCUGGUGGCACCAUGGGCUGGAACAGCAGGCAGGGCACAGCCAGACAGGGUUAAGGGGACACAGUGCUCCAGGGACGCACUGGGCUUAGUGCAAGCAAAGCCUGAGGGAAAAACAAACACCAAACCAAGGGAGGCUGGUUUCCCCUGCUUUUUUUAGUAAUGUUUUUCAACCUGAGUUUCAGAUCCUACUUUUCUCCUCCUCCUGGGGUGGGCAGAGCUGUAGGAAAGGACUUGGAGGUUUCCACACAGUGUUGACCUCUGGCAGGACUAGAUUUAGGCACUGUAAAAAAACUGCAAUAAAAAAAAAAACAAACAAAAAAACCCAUAAACUCAACCUUGACUUUUGCCUGCUGCAAGGGCCACUCCUGCUCUGUGCUGUGUGACACAGCCCUGACUCAGCACGGAGCCUUUGGAGGGGAGAGGGAGCAGCCAGGCCCAGGGCCCUGGGACACCCAGAGGGGUUUGGGUUUUUCCCCAGGGAGUGGAGAAGUGGUUUCCAGCCUGAUGUCCUAAGAGCAGUCAUGUGCUGUCACACUGGGAACAACCCCAGCACGGCUCAGGCCCUGGGGACAGGGAAUCCUGCAGAGCCCACAGUGCCAGGAGAGGGGAAGGGUGGGCUGGGGUUCUGCUCCCAGCUGGGGGACACAGGCUGGAAAGCAAACUGUCACUCCAGAGGGACACCCACAUCCCUGCCCCACGGCUGUUGUGCAAACACCACAACUGUCAGACCUGCUUCCUCCUCCUUUCCUCCUGGGCCUGGGCCACUUCUCCUUUUCCUAACAGAUACCAGCAGCUUUCACAAAAAAGAGCACUCCCUCGUGCCUGCAGCCAUUGGCUCUGCCCGAAUGAUCCGGGACACAAUGCGCACUUCCUGCCACCAAACCCUGGCACAGGGCCCAGCACAGAGGGGCAGGGUCAAACACCCCUUCUGGCCUCACCACUGCACCGGGGCAGCUUUAAAAAACACAGCUCUGAAAGCCUUAUCUUGAUGUUCAGGGAAAGGGGGAAGGCGGAAGGGAAGGCUUUGUAAUGUCCUGGAACAGGAAUGUGGAGCACACACACAAAAUAUUCCCAACACAAGCACUUGCCACCAGAGAGGGCAGGCAGGCUCCUCUUCAAACACUGGAAAUGCUCCAGCUUGGCCAAACCCCACCUCUGGAAUAACACAGGAAAGAGGAAAGGAAGCUGCUCCUUUACGAAGCCGAGGAUGCUCUUUAUUAGUGCGCCUGAAAAAAAUCUAGAGAACAUCUGACAGACACGUCCAUAAAAUCGGGUUUUUUUAUAAACAAAACGCCAGCAUACAAAAUCCUGCAGUGCUUCCUCCCGUGCUCCCUACAAAAUGAUUGUCUCCAUCGUCAGUCUGUGUGUCGGGGGAGGGAGAGGAGGAUAAAUAGAAGGGGAUGCCCCGUACUCAAACUUUGUUUCCUUCCAAAGUCAUAUGGAAGAAGCAAACUCCUGCCACCCUGCUUGGUUUUACAAAAAUAAUGAACACAGGGGGUCCGUGGGGGAGGAUCAACACCUUGGAGGCUGCACCCUGACCCCCAGCCCUCCAGGGAGCCCUUUAUUGCAUGGUCAGUGGUCAGUGCCUUCCUCAGCACAGCCUAAAGCCACAGCUCCUUUCACACCCAGAAAACACCCUCCUAAAAAAGAAAAAAGUCACUGACAUCCCAGCCAGGAGAAAUCAGCUGUAGGGGAAUGUGGAGAUUAAACACAGCCACAUUUUUCCCCCACUAGCCUUCAUAAUGCUCAUUCAUGCUGCCCACAACUUAAAGCACAACAAACACCAUCUCCUGCAGCCCCAGGACUAAUCUGGAUAAACCUCCCGGGCUGCGACUCCACGCUCAGCAACUGCAAGAGCAACAACUGCACUGCUCCUUAAUUUGUGGUGGAAUUUAUGGUUUGGAAAACAGCCCUUGAAGGUCAGCUCAGAAGUAGUUUCAUACCUGCAAGUAUCCAGAAAGGAAACAAAGAGUUGCCGUGAGGCACUCGGGAAUUUGGCAAGGGUUGGGAGCAGCCACUGGUGCUGUGUGCUGCGUGGGAAGCUGCUCUCCCACUCCUUCCAAGUGCUCCCACUGUGCCAUGGAGGGAGAGAUUUCCAGAAGCAGCUCUGUCUUGCCUCCCCCUGGAAGUCUCACCCACCCUGAAAUGCUCCUGAGCUGCCCAGGUAGGAUUAGCCCUCUCCUGCUGUCCUUGUGCCACCAAGGGACAGACAGGCAUGUGGGACAAGGGAUGGGGACACUGAUCUCCCACUGCCUGCUGCACCUGGAGGAAGGAGGAAACCUCCCCAGGAAGCUCCACUCUUAGUCUGAACCUGAGGUGAGAUCAAACAGUGAGAGGUGAGGGAAGCUCCCAGCCAGGGACUUCAGUGCUGAGAGGGAGAAGAGGGACGUGGAGAGACAAAUGAUAAUGGAUGACACAAUCCCACAAACAGGGCAGAGCUGGGAAGGGAUCCCUUUCCCCCCUUCCUCCUCAUCCCUCAGCUCUCAGGUGCAGCCAGGCAGACAGGUGAGAAGAAUCCUUGUCUUCCAUAUUCCUCCUGCAUCCAAAAUCCAGGAGAA